This is a messenger RNA of Phaeoacremonium minimum UCRPA7, 420 nucleotides long. RefSeq lists its product as hypothetical. Lineage: Eukaryota; Fungi; Ascomycota; Sordariomycetes; Togniniales; Togniniaceae. The record is from RefSeq and is a predicted model, not a curated record. The transcript has 2 exons. The coding region runs from base 1 to 420 and encodes 139 amino acids.
AUGGCGAGCCCCAACAACCAAGUGGCCGCUGCCGUACGAGACGAGAAUGGCGUAGAGGGUAUGGUGCAGUUUGUGCUAGAGCCCCCCAUCAACCAGACCACAAUCCGCAUGGCCUACAGCGUCCAACACCCACGCGUCGGUGCCCUUGCGAUUGGUGGUGAGGAACUGGCUGCCUUCUGCCAUACAGCAGAGCAGCGCACAGUACUCGCUCAGCCUGGCAGGCCGGUCGUCUUCGUACGAAACCGCCUCAACGCAGACCAGCUGUUCUCUGGAAGGCCUAGCUACAUCAACGCACUCCUCAUCCAGUCUCGUGGGGAGCGAGCUGAUGAGCCCUGUUCUCUCUGCCGUGCUGCUAUCGAGAGGGACAACGAUGGCCUAGCCAAUCCGUUCCCUGCUUGCGUACGAUUGCCCGGCCAUUAG